AGCUCUCCGUGGUGCUGAAAACGUUCCUCUCUCUCUCUCUCUCUCUCUCUCUCUCACUCUCUCUCUCUCACUCACUCUCGCUCGCUCGUUCUCUGUCUCGGUAGCAUUUCUCUCCAGUUCGUCAGGCGCAUCGUCUCGCCAUUGUAAUUUAUAUGGAAGCAAUUAAGUAUUUUUUUUAAAAAAAAGCUGGCACGCUGGGCAGGCGAGUAUGCGAAUACAUGCGCAUUCCAUAGUCUGGAUGUCGUAUUAAUACUAGCUGGGCUGGACUCUGCCGUUCUCCUGCUCAUGGUUAUCAAGCAUAAGGCAUUAUUUUACAGAUAUUCUUGAACCUAGCUGCUGGGCGUCUUUUCGACUCAAUGUUCAGGGGAAUAUUUGCUUUUGAGAAUGAAAAAUCGAAAUUCGAAGAAUGCUACCAGCUACGCGUUAUUCUGCAAAUGCUACGCUGCAUCACACAGAACAUACUCACAUUAAAUCCACGAGUGAAGACUUGUGCAUCUCUGCGGUCGACAGCAACUACAAAGAUUGACAAAACUCAUUGGAAGCGCAAUGCCAGUAAAAGUUGCUCAAGCCAUGAGAAGCUGGAGAAUGAUUUUGAUGACAUCAAACACUCCACUCUCAGUGAGCGAGGAGCACUUCGUGAAGCAGUGAGGUGCCUCAAAUGUGCCGAUGCUCCUUGUCAGAAGAGUUGUCCGACUAACCUGGAUAUAAAGUCAUUUAUCACAAGCAUUGCAAAUAAGAACUACUACGGAGCUGCCAAAGCCAUUCUGUCUGACAACCCCCUUGGCCUAACUUGUGGGAUGGUAUGCCCAACCUCUGACCUCUGUGUGGGAGGGUGCAAUUUACAUGCAACUGAAGAAGGAGCAAUUAACAUAGGCGGAUUACAACAGUUUGCCACAGAGGUGUUCAAAGAGAUGAAAAUUCCUCAGAUUCGGAAUCCAUCACUUCCACCUUCUGAAGAAUUACCUGAGAGCUUCCAUGCUAAAAUAGCCCUAAUUGGAUGUGGACCUGCCAGUAUCAGUUGUGCUUCUUUUUUAGCUCGACUGGGCUAUUCAGAUAUCACAAUAUUUGAAAAACACGAAUAUUUGGGAGGUUUGAGCACAUCUGAGAUACCUCAGUUCAGAUUGCCUUAUGAUGUUGUCAAGUUUGAGAUCAAGCUGAUGAAAGACCUUGGUGUGAAGGUUGUCUUUGGCAAGGGUUUGGGAAUUGAAGGAAUGACUCUGGACACGUUGAAACGAGAUGGAUAUGAAGCAGCCUUCAUUGGUAUAGGUUUACCAGAGCCAAAGAGAGAUCACAUCUUUGAAGGCUUAACAGUGGAACAUGGCUUCUACACAUCCAAGGAGUUCCUGCCUCUUGUUGCAAAAGCGAGCAAACCAGGGAUGUGUGCCUGUCAGUCUAGUCUGCCAUCAAUAAAAGGCACAGUUCUUGUACUUGGUGCUGGAGAUACCGCCUUUGACUGUGCUACAUCUGCAUUACGCUGUGGAGCUCGCCAUGUGUUUGUGGUUUUUAGAAAAGGAUUUACCAAUAUCAGGGCUGUCCCAGAGGAGAUGGAGCUGGCAAAAGAAGAAAGAUGCGAGUUUUUGCCUUACAUGUCACCGAGAAGGAUUAUUCUGAAAGGUCAGCGCAUUUCUGCAAUUGAGUUUGUUCGUACAGAGCAGAAUGAUGUUGGAGAUUGGAUUGAAGAUGAAGACCAAGUUAUUAGCUUAAAAGCAAACAUUGUCAUCAGUGCAUUUGGCUCCAUUCUGAGUGAUUCUUCAGUGAAAGAGGCCAUGCCUAACGUCAGGUUUAACAGAUGGGGCUUCCUGGAUGUUGACACAGAGACCAUGCAGACGAGCGAGCCUUGGGUUUUUGCAGGUGGUGACAUUGCCGGUUUGGCUAACACCACAGUCGAGUCUGUGAACGAUGGAAAACAGGCAUCAUGGCACAUUCAUAAAUAUUUGCAGUCUUUACAUGGUUGCCACAUAUCUGAGAAACCUGAGCUCCCCCUUUUUUAUACACCUAUCGAUCUUGUGGAUAUCAGCAUAGAGAUAGCUGGGUUGAAAUUUCUGAAUCCCUUUGGUUUGGCCAGUGCCCCUCCAACGACCAAUGCAGCAAUGAUUCGACGAGCGUUUAAGGCAGGUUGGGCCUUUGCCUUAACAAAAACAUUCUCUCUUGAUAAGGACGCAGUGACCAAUGUUUCUCCAAGAAUUUUACGUGGAAUGACCUCUGGCCCUGUCUAUGGCCCAGGACAAAGCUCCUUUCUUAACAUUGAACUCAUCAGUGAGAAGACAUGUGCAUACUGGUGCAAAAGUAUUACUGAAUUAAAAGCUGAUUUCCCAAAUCAUGCUGUUAUUGCCAGUCUCAUGUGCACUUACAACAAGAAUGAUUGGACAGAACUUUCAAAAAUGGUAGAGGAUGCUGGUGCCGAUGCCUUGGAAUUAAACCUGUCUUGCCCACAUGGCAUGGGAGAAAGAGGAAUGGGCCUCGCCUGUGGACAGGAUCCAAAACUGGUGCGAAACAUCUGCCGUUGGGUACGACAAGCUGUUAAGAUUCCAUUCUUUGCCAAGCUGACCCCGAAUGUCGCAGACAUUGUAAACGUAGCAUCGGCGGCUCAGGAAGGUGGUGCAAAUGGUGUUACCGCAACGAACACUGUCUCUGGGCUGAUAGGCGUACUUGCAGAUGGUACUCCAGUGCCUGCUGUUGGUAGAGACAGGCUAACCACAUAUGGUGGUGUGUCUGGAACUGCAAUAAGGCCAAUAGCUUUACGAGCGGUAUCUGCGAUCGCUAAGGCUAUACCAGGAUUUCCAAUUCUAGCUGCUGGCGGGAUUGAUUCAGCUGAAUCAGGACUACAGUUUCUGAAUUGUGGUGCCUCAUUAUUGCAGGUAUGCAGUGCUGUUCAGAAUCAGGACUUCACGUUAAUUGAAGAUUAUUGCACAGGAUUGAAGGCACUAUUGUACUUAAAAAACAUUAAAGAGCUGCAAAAUUGGGAUGGACAGAGCCCACUGACAACACCUCACCAGAAAGGAAAACCGGCACCUAAAAUUGCUGGUAUAAUUGGACAGCAUUUGCCCAGUUUUGGCCCCUACCUGGAACAACGUAAGAGGAUUAUAGCAGAACAUAAACUGAAACAGAAGGAGUUGAAUGAGGUGUUUCAGGACCCUGAUGAAACACCAUACACAGUCAAGAAGCCCAUUCCAAGAGUUCAGGAAAUAAUUGGUAGAACUCUGCCACACAUUGGAGCCUAUGGUGUCCUGAAUAACAAGGAGCAUGUAGUAGCUUUGAUUGAUGAAGAAAUGUGUAUCAACUGUGGAAAAUGCUACCUGACUUGUAAUGACUCUGGUUACCAGGCCAUAACCUUUGACCCUGAGAAACAUAUUCCUCGAGUUACUGCUGACUGCACCGGCUGCGCUCUUUGCUACAGUGUCUGUCCCAUCAUUGAUUGCAUUACAAUGAUUCCCCGUUUAACACCUUAUGAGCCAAAGAGAGGUACUCCUUUGGCUGUCUGACAUGUUUGUUGAGUUGACAUAGUCCAGCAGUGAAACAUGAUUUAACAUUCAUAUCUACCUAAAAGCAUUGAUUUAGUCAUUCAGUCUAUAGCGUGAUAAAUUACUGUUAUUUCCAAAGUAUUGAUUCUUACUUACUAAUCCGAGUUGCCGCGACCUUGCAUUCUACAAUUAGCUAACUACAAUUGAAUAAAAGGAUUUACAUUUAAAAAACUCUCCAAUGUUAAUAAUCAAUAAGUAAUACAUUUAAAUGUCAAGCAUGUAAUAAGGCAGUGACAAAAUUGGCUUACAAUGUGCAGACCCUUAUGUAUAAUUUAUAUUUGACUAACAAAUUGCGCCAAUAUACUUCCACUAUACCUGUACUGGAGGAUCUCUAUUAUAAACUAGCAACAGAGAAUGAGAAAUGAGCACCCCCUAUUAUUUUAUGAGGUAUUUCAUCUAAUAAGGAGUACAUUUAAUGUAGAGGAACAGCGAUAUUUCCAGCCUACUAAGUAAUGUGAGUAAAAUUUACAUUCGUCUCUCAGCAUGACAUACAUUUCUUCAGCAUACAAAGUGCCAUUCCAUUAUAUUGAUAAGGGUAUCUGCCUUGAGCAUCCCUUUGGUGCCUGCUGUUUCCAUUUAACUCACCUAGAUCCAUAGAGUCUGCUGGUUUCUGCCAAUAAUGUUAAUUCUCCUAAAUUGAAUCAGAUCCCAGAUUUUUUGUAAAUCUAUCAUGAAACCAGUUACAGGAAAAAUUGAAUUCUAGGGCUGUUAGAGAAAACUGAACUUUUAAUUUAAUCUGAUAAAUACCAUCAUUUUCAAAGCAAUACUGUCAGUUUGAAGGAAGAAGACACAAUCUUGAAAGAGAAUAAAUUGCUCAACGAAGAGUUAUUUUUUAGUACCAGGUAAAUUAACUUGAGAUGGUAAAUGUGCUAUUAUAUAUCACAGUCUGUGCAUAUUAUAUGACAUGGAAAUUUUUAUUUUGUCUCAAAUAAUUAAUUCCUGUUUAUUCUGGUUUUUAAGCUGAAUUUAAGGCACAAUUACAUUUUUGUUGUCAGUACUCAUAAUAACAAUAUAAAUGGAAUCAACUUACAGACUUAUAACAAGUAGUGCUUUGUGAAAGGGCUGUUCAGAACCUUGAUGUUAGGGCUAUUUGGGGAUCCUAACCCCACAUAAUAUCAGGAAGUUGCCCAACAUCAUUUGGUCUAUUCGUGGUCAGAGUAAAUACAUGCAAUAUUUAUUUUGAGACCUCGGGAGCAAUAGGAGCUUCUCAUGCAUGAAGCAGCUGCGACCCACCAUUGCAGGGAAGGGAGAGCAAGAAUGUUCAAGUUGAGGCACCUUCUAAGCAUCUUGAAAAGAUCUGAACUACAGGUCAGAAUCACAGAAGGGCAACUUCCUCUGCAAAGUGACCUGUGGUGGGUCGGGAAGGAUAGGAGGCUGGCAUACUUGUGAAUCAUCCUUGAGAUAAGGUCUCCCCGCCUUCCAGCUGCCCCCAGUUUCUAACACAUGCAGAAACUGAUCUAACCCUGAUACUUUCCCAAAAAUAGCUCAGGAGGAGGAUGAUGUAACCUCAACCUCAUUUCCCACCACAUUUUGAUGUGAAAUUGCUGGCCUUGGAAUUUUCAUUGUCGUCAUCUUCUGGCAUUGUUGACACUCGACACACUUUGAGCAAGUGCACAUUGUCAGAGGUUCCAUGUGGUGCUGGCUCAGAGCUUCAACAAUUGUUUCUUUCCAUUUUAUAAUUGAAGUUAAUCUGACAAAAAUGACCUCCAUUUUUGAGAUGAAGGUUUGGAAUUGAAAUUGAGUGUGUUUCAUAAAAGGAAUGGAUGAAGGAAUAUAUAGCAAUAUUAUUUAGAGAGUGGAAACAGUCAAAGAAGAAUAAUUCAGACUGAAAUGCUAAAAUUUUAAUCCUAAUUCUGUUUACCCUUGAGCUUUCCCUGCUGCUGUUCGCCUUUCUUGAUGAUCUAAUUAAAGCAGGAAGUUUGAAAAUUAUUGUUGUUUUAUGCAUCUCUUUCUUGACUAAUUUGUUUAAUAAAUAUAUCAGUACUUA
Messenger RNA from Stegostoma tigrinum, 5508 nucleotides. It is a transcript of the gene dpyda.1, whose product is annotated as dihydropyrimidine dehydrogenase a, tandem duplicate 1. Gene Ontology annotation, molecular function: NADP binding; uracil binding; iron-sulfur cluster binding. Gene Ontology annotation, biological process: uracil catabolic process; thymine catabolic process. Gene Ontology annotation, cellular component: cytoplasm; cytosol. The transcript is spliced from 24 exons. NCBI's taxonomy places the organism in Eukaryota, Metazoa, Chordata, Chondrichthyes, Orectolobiformes, Stegostomatidae. The record is from RefSeq and is a predicted model, not a curated record. Bases 357 to 3482 code for a protein of 1041 amino acids.